Molecule: messenger RNA, 150 nt
Organism: Prunus armeniaca (apricot)
Lineage: Eukaryota; Viridiplantae; Streptophyta; Magnoliopsida; Rosales; Rosaceae
Source: the annotation of a GenBank genome assembly
AUGGGGCGACGUGAGAAUGAGAUGGAGGCGGGAGGAGGUGCGUCGGGGUUGGGGUUGGUUGGCCUCGGGAGAAGAGUCGGAAAAGGAGGUGGGGGGAGAAAAAAAACAUCAGGGAGAGAGAAGAAAAAAAACAAGGGAGAUAAGGGGUAA